Dichomitus squalens LYAD-421 SS1 is the source of this 285-nucleotide messenger RNA. RefSeq lists its product as uncharacterized. The transcript is spliced from 2 exons. The coding region runs from base 1 to 285 and encodes 94 amino acids. The record is from RefSeq and is a predicted model, not a curated record. Lineage: Eukaryota; Fungi; Basidiomycota; Agaricomycetes; Polyporales; Polyporaceae.
AUGACUUCGAUUACUCAGCACGAUGCAGAGCAGAAAGUGCGUUCGUGGGGGUUUUCAACUGUCUACACGUGGACGGACGGACCGAACGCGCAUUACCAUCCCCACAGCCAUGACGGGUUGACGACGCAUCUCAUCCUUUCCGGCGACUUCACUGUAUGCUAUCCGGAGGAUGCCCUCGGCAAAAUGGAGACGUUUGGCCCAGGGGCUCGUAUCGACGUCCCUGCUGGGAAGGUACACGAAGUAUGGAUGGGGAAGGAAGGCUGCACGUAUGUGAUUGGAGAGUAA